AUGAAUAACUUUGUUCUCUACUUUCUUCUUCUUCUUCUGUUGUCUACUGUUGUUGAUGCCGCCAACACUGCAGAGUCUCCUCUUUCUUCAAUAAUUGCUCCACAGAUUUCUCCAGUUUAUUCAUCAAUGGCAGCCUUCUCUCCAGGUAUUGAAGUAGGAAGAGGAAAGCACGGCAUGGGUUUAAAAAAGAAGCUGCUUUUAACGUUAAUUACUGCUUCCACAGCUAUGGGAACAGUCAUUUUGUUUCUUUUGUGUUUCUGGGUUUAUCAUAGGAAGUACACAAACAAAUCCAAGGAGAGAAGGGGUCAUAGCUCAGAUGUUGCAAAAGGGCUUGCAUUAUCUCAGCUUCGAUUCUUGGGUAAAUACAAUACUUUCAAGACAAGUUGUAGAAAGGGAUCUGUAACUACAAUGGAAUACAUGGUGUUAGAAUCAGCAACCAACAAUUUCAGUGAAAGUGAAAUCUUGGGUGUGGGGGGAUUUGGAUGUGUGUACAAGGCUAAGUUAGAAGAGAACUUAUCUGUGGCUGUGAAGAGACUCCAUGGGGGAACUUCAGACGCCAUAAGAGAAUUUGAGAAUGAAGUAAAGUUGUUGAGCAAUAUUCAGCACCCGAAUAUAAUUUCUUUGUUGGGUUGUAGCAUUCAUGCAGAAAUAAGGCUUCUUGUUUUUGAACUGAUGCAGAAUGGAUCUCUGGAAACUCAAUUGCAUGGACCUUUGCGUGGAUCUGCAUUAACGUGGCAUCUUCGGAUGAAAAUUGCCCUUGAUGUAGCAAGAGGAUUAGAAUAUUUGCAUGAGCACUGCCAUCCACCAAUAAUUCAUAGAGAUCUGAAAUCAUCUAAUAUUCUUCUAGAUUCCAACUUCAGUGCUAAGCUUUCAGAUUUUGGUCUUGCUGUACGCGAUGGUGCCCAGAAGAGUAGCAACAUUAAACUUUCAGGAACUUUGGGUUAUGUAGCCCCCGAGUACCUUUUAGAUGGUAAAUUAACAGAUAAAAGCGAUGUUUUUGCAUUUGGAGUUGUUUUACUUGAGCUUCUACUGGGAAGAAAACCUGUGGAGAAACUGGCACCAACUCAAUGCCAAUCUAUCGUCACAUGGGCGAUGCCUCAACUCACUGAUAGAUCCAAACUUCCAAACAUUGUAGACCCUGUGAUCAGAAACGCAAUGGAUUUAAAGCACCUGUAUCAGGUUGCUGCUGUUGCUGUAUUAUGCAUUCAACCAGAACCGAGCUAUCGUCCAUUGAUAGCAGAUGUAUUGCAUUCUCUUACCCCCCUUGUUCCCAUGGAGCUUGGUGGCACCCUCAGAAUUGCAAAACCGGCGCCACCUGCAGUCACCACAAUGCCUUCCAACAACUGA
Molecule: messenger RNA, 1347 nt
Organism: Fraxinus pennsylvanica
Lineage: Eukaryota; Viridiplantae; Streptophyta; Magnoliopsida; Lamiales; Oleaceae
Source: the annotation of a GenBank genome assembly